AUGGGAUUAUAUUUAAUUCUGUUCCUUGUGCUUUUUAGCAUAACAGAGUAAACCAUGAUCUCUAGAUUAUUGUGGCCUUUGGUUUUGCUGGAUCUUCAUGCAUUUCUAGUAGAAAACACCAAUGAAGAAAAAAGAAAUGGAGUCAGAAAACAGAAGAACAAACCGUUUGUUUCAAAUGCAGUAGAAAAAUAUCCCAAUUCAAGUGAUCAAGAUGAAGACUGUAUCCUGGAAAUGGCCUUCCUCCUGGACAGUUCAGAGAGUGCUAAGAACUUCAAUCAUGAGCAGCAGAAAAAGUUUGUCUUGGAGACAGUAGACAGAAUGAAAGGCCUUCAGCUCAGCUCUGGCCGCACACUCAGCUGGAGGACUGCCUUACUUCAGUACAGCAGCACUGUCCUUAUUGAGCAAACGUUUAGAGACUGGAAGGGCCCCGAAGCUUUUAAGUCUCGAAUUGCUCCCAUUACAUACAUUGGCCAUGGGACCUAUACCACCUACGCCAUUACGAAUCUCACUCAGCUCUAUAUGAAUGAGGGAACUCAUGGUAGCGUGAAAGUUGCCGUGUUGCUGACCGAUGGGGCAGACCAUCCGAGAAAUCCAGAUAUUUUUUCAGCUACUGCCGAUGCUAAACAUCAAGGUAUUGCGUUCUUCACCGUGGGAAUGACCAGAGUAGCCGAGGAGGUGGCCAAUGCUGCCAAACUCCGGCUAUUGGCCAGUGUUCCAGCCUCCAGGUUUGUCUUCAAUCUACAGGAAAAAGACGUGGUGGAGAGAAUCCUCAAAGAAAUGAAAGAUCUGGCAGAAGAAGGGUGUCCUCAGCCUCCUGUAUGUAACUGUGAAAAAGGAGACAAGGGCCUUCCUGGCCCUGCUGGUAAAAAAGGUCGCCCCGGGGAUGAUGGAGCGCCUGGUGCAAAAGGAGGAAAGGGGGAGCCAGGCUUAAAUGGAAUUCCAGGAAGAGAUGGGACAGAGGGGAAAUCUGGAUACAAAGGAGAAAAGGGUGAAAGAGGUGAAUGUGGAACACCGGGCAUAAAAGGAGACCGAGGUCCAGAAGGCCCAGGUGGUCCAAGAGGUCCCCGUGGUCUGCAGGGGCCCCAAGGAGUGCCUGGAGAUCAAGGACCUGAAGGAGUGCAAGGAUCAAAGGGGGAAAGAGGCCUCCCAGGCCCUGCUGGAUUGACUGGAGAAACGGGAGUCGGAUUGCCUGGCCCAAAGGGAGACAUUGGCUUGACAGGCAGACCAGGCCCACCUGGUCCGCCAGGUGUUGGGGAACCAGGUUUACCGGGAAGUCAAGGACCCCAAGGUAUUCAGGGAGAGCGAGGAUCCGAAGGAGAAGGGCUUCCAGGACCAAAGGGAGACCGUGGUUUUGAAGGUCCGAAAGGACCACGGGGCCAACCAGGCAUUGGCAUAAAGGGUGAAAAGGGUGAAAUAGGUCCACCUGGUUUGCCUGGGCCUAUUGGAUUACCUGGAAUUGGGAUUCAAGGCGAGAAAGGGGUAGAAGGCCCCAAAGGACCACUAGGACCAAGAGGACCACCUGGGCAGGGAUUACCUGGGCCAAAGGGUGACCAGGGUUUACCAGGAGAAACUGGAGCUCCAGGAGAAAGAGGCCUUGGAGAACCUGGUGCAAAGGGGGAGCCAGGUACUUCAGGUUUGGCAGGAUUACCUGGGCUUCCGGGAGAAGAUGGUGCACCAGGACAAAAGGGAGAACCAGGUUUACCUGGCCCACGUGGUCCAGAAGGUGCUCCUGGAAUUGGAAUUCAGGGUGAAAAGGGUGAUCAAGGUCAAAGAGGAAUACGUGGCUUAUCUGGACCAACCGGAGUACCUGGGCCUGCCGGGGCUAAAGGUGAACCUGGUUCCCCUGGACGUCUGGGAGUGCCAGGGCUUCCAGGACGUGCCAUUAUAGGACCCAAGGGUGAUAUUGGAUUACCUGGACCACCUGGACCAAUUGGAGAGCAAGGGAUAGGGAUUCCUGGGGCUAAGGGUGACCGUGGACACCCAGGACCUCCUGGUCCAUUCGGCCCCAAAGGAGAUGGCUAUCCAGGCUUAACUGGUCUUCCUGGUCUUCCUGGAGCUCCUGGAGAGCCAGGCCCUGAUGGGGUUGGAUUACCUGGACCAAAGGGUGAUCCAGGUGCCAGAGGACCAUCUGGUCUCCCAGGUCCAACAGGAGAAGGCCUUCCAGGACCAAAAGGAAAUAUUGGACGACAAGGACCUCCUGGUGCUUUAGGCCCACCUGGUGAAGGUAUACAAGGACCAAAGGGUGAACAGGGAAUUCAAGGAAUGCCAGGACCACGUGGGCCUCCUGGAGAAGGACUUCUAGGACCAAAGGGUGAUCGUGGAACUGCAGGAGAAAGAGGAAGAAAAGGCGAAAAGGGUAAUAUGGGAGACCCUGGAACAGCUGGAGAACCUGGUAGAACUGGACCCAAGGGAGAACAAGGUCUAACGAGAGAAGAUAUAAUUAAGUUAAUUAAAGAGAUAUGUGGUUGUGGCAUUAAAUGCAAGGAAAUACCUAUGGAGCUAGUGUUCGUGAUCGACAGUUCUGAAAGUGUUGGCCCAGAGAAUUUUGAGAUAAUCAAAGACUUUGUUACUGCCUUAGUGGACAGAGUAACUGUAGGGAGAAAUGCUACUAGAAUUGGACUUGUUCUCUACAGCCUGGAAGUUCGGCUUGAAUUUGGGCUGAAUAGGUACACAGCUCAACAGGAUGUGAAACAAGCUAUCAGAAAGAUGUUAUACAUGGGAGAAGGCACUUACACAGGAACUGCCAUCCGCAAAGCAACCCAAGAAGGCUUUUUCGGGGCUCGAACUGGUGUAAGGAAAGUUGCCAUAGUCCUAACCGAUGGGCAAGCCGAUAAGAGAGAAGCUGUUAAGCUGGAUAUUGCUGUCCGAGAAGCUCAUGCAGCCAACAUAGAAAUGUAUGCAAUUGGAAUUGUAAAUACUUCAGACCCAACACAAGUUGAGUUCUUACGUGAGCUGAAUCUAAUUGCAUCUGAUCCAGACAGAGAACAUAUGUAUCUUAUUGAUGAUUUUAAUACUCUUCCAGCUUUAGAGUCCAAACUUGUUAACCAGUUUUGUGAGGAUGAACAUGGUGCCUUAAUAUAUAACCGAGUUGGAAAUGGAGGAAGCAUCAGUGGAUCAUUGAUUCAUUCAGUAUCUUCUCACUCUUCACAACAUUUAUUACACAUGAACAAUAAGAAUGGACAAGCAGUAUCUUCAAGCACAUAUGAAGCAUCAAUGAAAGACAAUUCCAUAAACACUGGCCAGUUUUCUCAACCAUUAAUUCUGGAAAAAGGAUCACACAGAAUAUUUCUUAAGAACCAUGACAUGGUAUCCAACAAAAGUGAUGUUCCAGUCUUGCUUCCAGUUAACGGUAAAGUUACUUCGGCACUGCCAUUGCCAACAUCUUCACCACCACCAUCAUCCCUGCCAUCUCUAACAGCAGAAAAGACACUGCCACCAUCUCAUUCAUCCGUUUCUUCCAUGCCAUCUACCGUCAAGACAGUGAAUAUCCUGAGGCCUCCGCAGUGUCAGUUAAGAUUAGAUCAAGGACCAUGCCGCGUUUAUAUAAUAAAAUGGUAUUAUGAUAAGCAAGCUGAUUCUUGUGCUCAGUUUUGGUAUGGUGGCUGCAAUGGGAAUGAUAAUCGCUUUGAUAGAGAAGAAGACUGUAAAAAGACAUGCGUACUUUUCUCUGGAGAUGCCUAA
Notechis scutatus (mainland tiger snake) is the source of this 3681-nucleotide messenger RNA. RefSeq lists its product as uncharacterized. The record is from RefSeq and is a predicted model, not a curated record. NCBI's taxonomy places the organism in Eukaryota, Metazoa, Chordata, Lepidosauria, Squamata, Elapidae. Gene Ontology annotation, molecular function: serine-type endopeptidase inhibitor activity.